This is a messenger RNA of Dichotomopilus funicola, 171 nucleotides long. Its product is annotated as ribosomal protein S14. Gene Ontology annotation, biological process: translation. The transcript has 3 exons. The record is from RefSeq and is a predicted model, not a curated record. Gene Ontology annotation, molecular function: structural constituent of ribosome; zinc ion binding. Gene Ontology annotation, cellular component: ribosome; cytosolic small ribosomal subunit. Lineage: Eukaryota; Fungi; Ascomycota; Sordariomycetes; Sordariales; Chaetomiaceae. Bases 1 to 171 code for a protein of 56 amino acids.
AUGGCUCACGAAUCUGUCUGGAACUCGCGCCCGCGCACCUAUGGCAAGGGCUCCCGCUCUUGCCGCGUCUGCACCCACCAGGCCGGUCUCAUCCGCAAGUACGGCCUCAACAUCUGCCGUCAAUGCUUCCGUGAGAAGGCUGCCGACAUCGGUUUCGUCAAGUACCGGUAA